Ylistrum balloti is the source of this 6336-nucleotide messenger RNA. Its product is annotated as rap1 GTPase-activating protein 1-like. Gene Ontology annotation, molecular function: GTPase activator activity; protein binding. Bases 1005 to 3392 code for a protein of 795 amino acids. The record is from RefSeq and is a predicted model, not a curated record. Gene Ontology annotation, biological process: regulation of small GTPase mediated signal transduction; activation of GTPase activity. Lineage: Eukaryota; Metazoa; Mollusca; Bivalvia; Pectinida; Pectinidae. The transcript has 21 exons. Gene Ontology annotation, cellular component: cytoplasm.
CUGUUAUCAGGACGCUUCAUUGUCAGGACACUUGUGUUGUUAGAACACCUAUGUAACAGGACACUUGUGGUGUUAGGACACCUGUUAAAAGGACAUUUCUGUUAUUAAGACUCAUGAGUUUGAAAUACACUUCUAUUGUUAAGACACCUGUGUUGGAAAGACACUUUAAAUUAUUACAACACCUGUGUUGACAGGACACUUCUAUUACCAGAACACCUGUGUUGGAAGGACAUUCCUAAUAUCAAAACACCUCACCUGUGUUGGAAGGACAUUUUUAUUAUCGAGACACCUACCUAUGUUGACAGGAAUCUUCUCUUAACAAAGCACCUGUCUUCACAGGACACAUUCCUUAUCAAGAUACCAGUGUUGGAAGGACAUUUUUAUUAUUGAGACACCUGUGUUAGAAGGACACCUUACUGUUAGAACAACUUUGUAAUCAGGAUACCUCUAUGAUUAGGACACCUCCAUUGUCAGUACAUUUCUUUUUUUGUCAAAAUGGGACAUACUGUUAGAGCAUCUAAAUUAUAAAGAAACCUUUAUCAUCAUGACCAUGUAAAUAUUGAGCUGUAAAAAGGAAUGCUUUGUUCAUGAGUUUCUGAAAAAUGACUUUAAAUUAUCUCGGUGAAGGACAAGUUUUAAAACAGCACACAAAGAGAUUUACUACAUAAUUACCAGAGGACGGUUUACAGGAGUGUCAUCCAAACAGGAACGUGAAAUUUCUGCUCUUUAAGAAAUUUUAAGAAGUGUGUAAAACAAAAUACUUGACUGUACAAAUCUUGUGUGUAAAAUGUCACCAGCUAAAAUAGCUUGAUCAGUUUUCUCCAAUAUAAAAAAGUGUGACAAAUACUACCCAGAGGCAAUGUCUGUUUCUGCCUCACAGAGAAGGAAUUUAAACAGUGAGUGUUCAAUGGUGCUGUGAUGUCAUUAUGACAGCUGAUAGAGUAAGUGUGUCAGGGCAGGUUGCCAUGGAUUAGGUGAAGAUUCAGGGUGAAUGUUAUGUUUGAAUGGGAUUAGAAUUCAUCAUGUCGAGGAAGUAUGAAGUGAGGGACCAUUCCAAGUACUGGAAAUGUCUGUGCUGUUGGCAUAUUCAGCACAAGGAAUGUGAUACCUCGCUUAAUCUGCGGAGCUACAGAAAACAAACUAUGGAUGGCCAGUUAUACUGCGAGUCUCAUGUUCCGCAGACGAAGUCCACCCCAGCCAUCAGCCCGGAUGCUGAUGAGAAGUCAACCCAGGCAUUGUACGAGAUGCUGGUACGGACGCAGGAAAGAGGCCGUAUUGACGACCAAAGAUGCAACAUGCCAACGUUUAAAAAGGGUCCAGAUUUUUUCGAGUUGCUACUUAAAUACCAAAGUCGUCGCUAUGAGGACCAGCGUUGCGCCAUGCCUACUACACCUAAGAUUUCUCCUAGCGUAACGCCAUCAGAACUGAAAAAAGUGUUUGAAACGGUAGAAGAGGUUUUGAAAAGGCCUGGUCCUUACCCUAUGGUUCUGCCCCCUUCAAAUGGAGGAUACUGGAUAGAGGGAGCUGAUCAAAGCUGUAAAUCAUGUGACAAGAGGCGGAGCUAUGAGAACGGGAUAAAUAGUUGUGCGAAUGAUUGUAGAAUAGAAUUUGAUGAAACGGCACACUGCUAUAGACAGCAUUUCCUUGGGAGGGAACACUUCAAUUAUUACACAGAAGACGACAAUCUAGGGCCUAUGAUUUUAUCUAUGAAGGAAGAAUAUGUGUCUGAUCAGGAACAUGUUCGGGCAAUACUCAGAACACGUUGUUCAACACAGCAUAAGCUGAUACCUGUAGAACAGUUGGAUUCCAUACCAAACCCAAUCAAAGUAGCCAAGUGUGUUUGUGAUGAAAUUUCGGUUGAUCGCUUCCACCCGGUUUUGACCACAAAAGGCUCGGAGAUGAUUGUACAGUAUGACGAACAUCACCUUACCAACGCCUACAAAUUUGGCAUCAUCUACCAGAAAUUUGGCCAGACGACAGAGGAGGCGUUAUUUGGGAACAUAUCUCAUAGUGAGGCCAUGGAGGAUUUCCUCAGUGUGAUAGGGGACAGGGUGCCGCUGAAGGAUUUCAAAGGUUUUCGUGGAGGAUUAGACACCCAUCACAGCCAGACAGGGGAGAACUCUGUGUACACACGGUUACAAGACAAAGAGAUUAUGUUCCACGUGUCAACACUUCUUCCCUUCACUGAGGCCGACCCACAGCAGCUACAACGAAAACGUCACAUCGGCAACGACAUUGUUGCCAUCAUCUUUCAAGAGGAAAACACACCAUUCGUGCCAAACAUCAUCGCCUCGCAUUUCCUACAUUCAUAUAUUGUGAUACAGCCAGUUAUUGACCCAGAGACGAAACAAACACGUUACAAGGUGAGUGUAACAGCCAGGGAUGAUGUGCCAGAGUUUGGACCCAAACUGCCAAAGGAUGGAAUGUUUGAGAAGGGACCAAAAUUCCGCGACUUUCUCCUGACCAAGCUUGUAAAUGCUGAAAUGGCAUGCUAUAAGGGGGAAAAGUUUGCCAAAUUAGAGGAACGUACACGAGCUGCAUUACUUGAAUGCCUUCACCAGGAAUUACAACGGAAACAUAUAGAAGUCUUCGGGAUGCUUCCUGUCCUCAGUUGUAAAACUGAGAGUAAAACAUUCAUUGAAUCCUUCAAACGUGUGUUAAGUACCAAAGGGAGAAACCAGUCGGAUACAAAUCUUCCUUUGUCUGGGCGACGGAACGGUACCGCCUUGCCGACUGUUGGUGAGGACGACAAACCGUCCAGCCCCAAAAAAUCGCCAUCACCGAAUAAGAAGUUGAGUCGACAGUUUUCUUCAAGUAUUGAACGAAAACACAAAGAAAAACUUGUUCAGAGAAUCGACAGCCAAAGUACACAGUCAUCCUACAAAACAUGUAGUGCUCCCUCCAGUCCACAAUCUAGUCCCAGUAGUACUGCCUCAGCCCCAAGAAUUUGCUACAGUGGGCAACUAUCUCCAUCAAACUCUGAAAGUUCAUUCAACAGUAUUGAGGAUUAUAGUAGCACACCUCAAAUGUGCAAUCCUGAAGAUUCGGACACUGGCAUGGUAGGUCACCAGGGGGCGCCACCGACUACCCACAAUGCACUUGUCCGGGAGAGCAUGUCAUCUGCAGGGACACCAAAUAACUACACAAAACCGUCCAUGUCUAACGUUUACCACGAAGACGGAUGUGUUUUUAUCACGGAUUGUGAUCAUGGCUGUGAUACAUCUCGACAGCAGCUGGAAUUACUUAAAUCAGAAAUUCAAAAGUUAAAAAAUGAAAAAAUGGAAUUACUUCGUCAAAACAAGAAUGGCCAGAAGGAGAUUAACGGACUAAAACAAGAGGUUACUAGACUAAGACUUUCCACAAUAGAAAUCAGUGCUGAAGCUACGGUGUGAAACAGUGAUGGUGAUACAUAUAUAGAUUUCUAUUUUUAUCUUUAGUACGGGUGAAACAGAAGAGGAUCUCCAUGGGUAUCCGGACACUUGUCUUCUGUUGAUUUGAAUGUUUGAACGAGCAUCAGAGAUUAUCUUCCAAGUAUAAACAGAAUUUUCUGCAGUCUUUUUAAGGGAGAUCACAACAUCAGUCUUAAACAGAUUUUAGAAGAAAAAAAAUCUUGAUGCCUUAUGAAGGUAGAGCAACACAAAUUCAAUUGAUGCUGUAGGUUGCGUUUAUGUGAAGCCCACUUCAUGUAUGUGAUAGUCCAAGGACUGUGGUCACAACAGGAUUACUGAAAUAUAUGGAGCUUGGAUGCUUGUGUUCAGAAUUUAAACUAAUUGCUUACUUAAUAAUUAGUGAGAAAGCAGCUAUACUUGUAGUAAAAGUAUGUCCAUCACUGCAGAGGAAUCUAUGAUUCUUGGAGUUGACAAAAUGUCCUCAACAACAAGCUUGGAAAAUGACGGACUUGUCCAUGUUUUUACAUGCACUGUUAACUAUGGAACUUUUGACAUAAUCAUAUGACCAUGUUAUCAUAAUGCAUAAACAGUAAACAGUGUCUUUUAUGGUGAUAAUUCCGUUUGAUGUCACAUAUAAACUAUGGUUUUAAGCAGCUUUUUCACAUUAGUGUAUAUGUAAGUGGUUUUGGACCAAAGGACUUCAUAAAAUGGCCAUUAUUAUUCUGGAUUCCAAAAAGAAAUUGUUACGGAGAGUUUCACAAUGUGUUCAUGUUUGAUAUUGCCAUCAUUGUUAUCGUCAUCGUUAUUACUCUUUGCUUCUCAAGUGGUGGUAUCUAUAGACAUGAAAUUAUCAUAUGACCUAAUAUGGAAGCUCCUGACAGGUCAUGUGAUCUUACGUAUAAUCCUUAUAUGGAUACACAACCUUAGACUAACUGGAUCUUGAUUCAUUGUUGCAUUCCCCCCAGGUGUCUCAUUUUAAGUGCUAUAUAUAGAUCUCUAUAUAUCAUUGUGUAUACCUUGGUACUUCCCUUUUUUAACACUGUGAAAUGUGAACGAAUGGAUAACUAAGCUUAAUUAACACAUGGCCGUGAUAAACGAUGGUUUAUCGUUCUCAAAAAUAUCUUUUGAUGCAUUUUCCCAAUUCUAAGAUAUUACCCGUUCUUUGUGAAAAAAAUGUAUAGUAAACCAGCAUAAAUAUUUGCAGAUCUAGAAAUUGCAUUUUGAAAUGUGAAGCAAUUCAAUAUGUACUAUAUAUAAUGCUAAAUCAAUUUGUGAAAUUGUUGCUUUCAAAUAUAAUUAUUCUGCAAAGUUUGUUUGCAUGCAAAUAUCUUUUGGUUUAUGAAACUUAUAUAAUUAUAUAAUAAAGAUUUGCAAAUGAAAAAAUGCACAUUAAUAUGAAAAGCUGUCGGUAGAGUAAUUAACUUAGAAAAAUUUCAUUUCUAGCAUGUAUUUGUAGGUCUGAUCUUUGAAGAGUGUGAUUCAAAGGAAGGUAAUUGUAAAAUUGACUGAUAGUUACAAUGUUAAUGGAAAAAUUCAAACAAACAAUAGAACAAUAUUUUCUUGUAAUUCUGCAGAAAUAUCAUCAGUACUCUCAACAUAUUGUUGUAACAGCAUUCAUUUUGUGUCCAAGAAAGAUUGUUAGCAAAAAAUAUAGCCAUGUACAAGAAAAUAAGUUCAAACUGGUGGUUUUCACUUGUAGUUGCUAUUUCUUGUAAGCUCUGAACAAAAUGACAUAAUAUGCAGUAAUGCUUUUAAAUGUGAAUUGAUAGGUAUUAACAACACUGUUGAAAUACACUCCAGAACAGAGGAGACACAAACUUCUCCACCUGUAAUAUUUAUUGAAAGUUUGCAAGUAUACAUACUUUGAGCAUCUGCUUUUGUCAAUAAAUAGGGUUUGUAGUUACGAAUUAUUAUUAGACUCAAAGUCUUUUAAAUUGUUGUGUUGAACUAUCAGACUGCAUUUUCCAUAAAUCAUUUGAACACUUGCUUUUUACCUUUGUUCCAAAGUAUAAACAUUGAAUUUCAAAACACGAUUAAAUACAAAAAGAAAAUAUUAUUGUUUGUGAGUGGCUGCACUUGCUCUGUAGGAAAGGAUAUCUUACUUAGGUUUGCUGAAACAUUCAUUCCAAACAUAAAACAUUAGCACCUCUGUUCUAAAUGAUGUGAUCAGGUCUAAAUCAACAAUGUCUACCGUCAAUGUCUGUGUUGUAUUUUUGCCAUAACUGUAGAAAUAAAUUUUCUUAGACUCCUUCAAAAUUAUUUUUUUUGCUCCUAUGACAGUAUUUAACCAUCUUGUUGACAAAUUAGCCAAAAUACAAGUGUAUAAGCACAGUUGGCUUGUUUUCAAUCUCGUUGAAAUUAUGAAUUAGGAAUCAAUUUUGUUUGUAAACAUUUGGAAUCUGUAUACAAUUACCAACCAACUUUUUUUUUCAAAUUUAGAUUCUUGUAUAUAUUUCUCAACUGAUAGUGACCCAUCUUUUUUCUGACCUUGUAGCUAUCGUCAGGAACUUUGUCCAUGUAUCUACAGUUACAGCAACAUAUCCAGUGACAUUGGUCACUGGAACAAAAUCAUCAGUUGUUAUGGUUACUUUAGGCUAUGAACUUUCAUUUCUAUGGUUAAAGUAAUAUCGUCAGUGGCUAUAGGUAUCAUAACACAAUAUCCAGUUGCUAUGGUUACUGUAUGUAUACCCUAGUUGCUAUGGUUACCAUGUCUACAACCCAGUUGCUAUGGUAAAGUUUUUGUCCCAGAUGUGGCAUCAUUGGUGCUAUAAAGUAGAGAUUUAUCAUUUACAACCUUGUGCAAUAUAUUUGUAUAAAAUGUGAAUUCUUGAAUGGAAAUUUGUUCAAUAUUAUAUGUUUAUUAUAAUAUAACAUGGCAUUAAACAUGUUGAAAAAUAUGCUCUGUUUGAAUGUCAAAAUAAAAACAAAUCUAGUCUUCUGAAAAAAA